GCUCAGCGACGCGGAGACGAGCAAUCAUCGAGAUGAUCCUCGUUGUCCUGUGGAUCCUCGCGCUGUCACUCGGCAAUGACGUAAUCGCGUCAUUUCGCGUCGACGACGUUAUCGUGAGGUUUAUCGUCAACGCGACGCCCACUCUGUUCCCACCAUCGAGAGUAUCGCUACAACUGUGCAUCAGCCAUGAUAUCACGACCAAAUUGUCAAGAAUAUUGUCGAGCAACUAUUUAUCGCAUAACAUUCGUAACUUCUACGAGGAAUUUGACCCAAAGAUGUACAAUAAUUUGGAACAUCAAAAUUUGUACGUAUUGAAUUUGGAUUGCGAUUACGCUGUUAAUAUUUUACAACAGGCACAUUCGAAAAGAAUGUUCAUCGCUCCGAUGAAGUGGCUGCUUUUUCAAGAUCAAAAAACGGUGAUUGACAACGACAAUAACGCCAAUUUAACUUCUACAUAUGACAAUUCUAUAUUGGAAAUCUUCGAAGAUUUGGCGAUCUAUCCUGAUAGCGAUGUAAUCCUGGCGCGAAGAUUCGAUGGGGACUUUCUCGAAUUAUUAUCCGCAUACAGACCAAGUCCACAGCGAGGUGUAAUGUGGGAAAAUCGUGGAAAUUGGACGAUUGAGAACGGUCUACGAAUGAGCACAAUCGAUGUGGCAUCAGCAAGAAGAAGAAAUCUUCAACAGACGGCUCUUAAAUCUUGUCUCGUGAUGACGGAUCCCAAUACGAUCAAUCAUUUGACCGACUUCAAGGAUAAAGCCAUAGAUCCUGUCACAAAGGUUACUUAUCCUUGGAUACUGCAUUUAGUGAAACGAAUGAAUGCAACGAUAAGUUUUGAAGUCACCAAUAGUUGGGGAUAUCGCGCCGAGAAUGGCUCCUGGAGCGGAAUGAUCGGGAUGUUGGAACGGCGCGAGAUCGAUAUCGGCGGCACCACUACAUUUCUCGUGUCGGAACGUAUCGAUGUUGUGCAAUACAUCCAAUUGUAUACACAAACGUGCGGGCGCUUCGUAUUUCGGCGACCUUUACUGUCGACCGUGAGCAACAUAUUUACCUUGCCCUUUCAACGAAAUGUUUGGGUAGCGAUCGCAGUGUUUCUUAUUUUGGUCUUCUGUUUGCUCUACUUAUCCAUCAAAUGGGAAUAUUAUCGUGAUGGGAUGACAAAAUCGGUAAUCCAUUGGAAUCAAUUAAAUCCAAACAAGCCAACGAUCAGCGAUAAUCUUCUCAUUCUUUUAGGUGCAUUUGCUCAGCAAGGAUAUUCGUACGAGCCGUACAGAGUUUCGUCUCGAAUAGUUACUCUUAUGUUACUGCUAACCUCGCUGAGUCUCUAUGCGGCUUAUACAGCGAAUAUCGUGGGUUUGCUGCAGUCUACCACGGAUUCUAUCAAAACUCUUCCGGAUCUUCUAAAUAGUCCUUUAAAGCUGGGCGCGACGGAUAUAGUACAUAACAGAUAUUAUUUCAAGUCCUUUCGAGAUCCCGUUAGGAAGGCAAUCCUGGAACGGCGAAUUGAGCCGAAAGGACGCAAAUCUAACUGGAUGUCCAUAGAGGAGGGUGUACGUCGCAUAAGAAACAAACUCUUCGCAUUCCACGGUGAGAUUGGUGCGAUUUACCAACUGAUGCAAGACACGUAUUUGGAGGAGGAGAAGUGCGGUUUGACCGAGAUCGAUUUCCUAAAUGUCUUAUAUCCGCUUCUCGUGAUCCAAAAGCAAUCACCUUACUCGGAGAUAAUAAAAACUGGAGCUCUAAGAUUACGAGAAUAUGGACUCAAAUAUCGCGAGGAGUAUCGCUUGUACACGAAAAAACCAGUGUGCACGAGUCAGACCAGCUUUAUCACUAUCGGAUUCACAGAAUGUCGCUUCGCGCUGGUCAUAAUGGGCUACGGAAUACUUUUCUCAGUAAUCGUAUUGGCGUUCGAGUUAUUGUGGCAUAAGAAGCAAACUGUGCACGCGAUAAAAGAAAUGUCAAACGUAGGAAUCAACGUUGUAGAAUGAUAAAUGCCUACAGAAAUGUAUAUUAAUCUGAAGGAAAUUAAAUGACUUCUGACUUUCUUAAGAGUUUUGCUGCACUAAAUGUCUAU
Wasmannia auropunctata (little fire ant) is the source of this 2071-nucleotide messenger RNA. RefSeq names its product glutamate receptor ionotropic, delta-1-like. The transcript is spliced from 10 exons. Gene Ontology annotation, cellular component: membrane. Gene Ontology annotation, molecular function: ligand-gated monoatomic ion channel activity. Lineage: Eukaryota; Metazoa; Arthropoda; Insecta; Hymenoptera; Formicidae. The record is from RefSeq and is a predicted model, not a curated record. Bases 33 to 1985 code for a protein of 650 amino acids.